ACCGCAGGCUAGUUACUAUUCCAAGCUGCUGUUUCAGCAGUUGCAUGUGGUGUGUGCGUUAUGUCUGUUUUAUCGCAGCAUGAUGACGUAGAAGAUUUCCUUUUCGAAGCAUAUAUUGACAGUGUCAAACAUAUUUUAACUCUUCUAAAAGCUGUGAAUUUUAAAGAUAAUGCUACCUGUUUUGCGACCAACAAGGGCCUGAAAGUAACGGUAGAAGAUUCAAAAUGUGUGCAAGCCAGUUCAUUUAUUCAAAGAGAAAUGUUUCAGCAUUACAAAUUGAAUGAUGUGCAGGUGACAUUCAAAGUAAAUAUUUCCAUUCUAGUAGAAUGCCUCAACAUAUUUGGAGGAUCAGCUACAGCACUUAAGGUGUGUUACCAAGGAUAUGGCUUCCCCCUUAGAAUGUUAUUAGAAGAAGGUGGAGUCAUUACAGACUGCAGUAUUAAGACAUCAGAAUCAGAAGAGAUACUUGAUUUUAACUUCUCUGCAGCCAAUGUUCUUAACAAAAUUAUUCUUCGAUCUGAAUGUCUUAAAGAAGUGUUUGCAGAGCUAGACUCUUCCAGUGAUCUAAUAGAAAUCUUACUUUCACCUGAUCCACCUUACUUUCGAAUCACUACUGCCGGAACUGCUGGAGAUACCAAGAUUGAUAUUCCUAAGAAUAGUGGCAUGAUUGAGACAUUCCAGUGUACGACACUUGCAACCUCCAGGUACAGGUUGUCUCAUGUUAAACCAUCUGCUAAAUCCCUUGCAGUAUCUCAGAAAGUGUCAAUCCGAACUGAUGACAGGGGCCUCCUUUGUUUCCAAUACAUGAUUCCUGCAGACAAUCAUACAUGUUUUAUUGAAUAUUGUUGUACUCCAAUAGCAGACAUUGAUGAUUACGAUGAAUGAUCGACACUGGAAUUUCUCGUAGAACACUGGAAAUUACAUCAACCUGAUAUAAUGUUAGUUCAUAAAAUGUAUCUAUUUUUAUAUCUUACACAAAUUAAUUUGAAUGCAGUAUAAUUAUCUGAAUACAUUUUGGGGUGGGGUGUGUAUAUAUCUUAUGUUGAGUUUUCGUGCCUCUCUUAAUUUAUUUAUUGAAGUCUUACUCUGUUUAUAAGAACUUGGUGAUGACAGAGACUAUGACAGUUAUUUGUAAAAAAAAUCAAACACACAGUGAACAUCAUUCUUGUUCCAUCAUCUUUUGUUUAUAAUAUGAAUUAAAUUUAAGGAAUUUAUUAUGAUUAACAGUUACAAAUCUUUAGUAUUAAUAAUGAACUCAACAACCACAUCUUGUGUGCUAUUUCUUAUUUAAAUAUCCAAACAGUUUGUUUUUGUAGCUUUUCCAACCAAGUAUUUUGACUGUCAAAUUGAUAUUAGUUUUGUGGUAUUGGUUUUUCUUUUGGCACCACAGUAUUUUAUUUACUUAUUGAUGGCCUCAUAGCAAAAUAUAGAGCAUGACAAAAAUAUGUUAAGUUUUGUUCUAAUGUUAAAUGAUGACAUGAUACAGUGCAUCAGUGGCUUCUGUUUGCUUAACAUUUGUUUAUGAUUUUUCCUUUUUUAAUUUUAAUAUACUCAUUUACUGUUGUUUAUACACCAUACUGUCCUUGUCAGAGGUGGGGAAAGAAAGUCUGUUAUGGUGAGAAUAUUCUAGAACAGAUGGGGUAUUACUUUUUUAAGUCCUUGAAUAACACUGUAUACAAGCAUUAUAAGAAUCCAUGCCUGUUUCUAUUUGGGAAGCCACUUCCAUAUAUAAAUAGUUGUGUGAGAAAACAAAGAGAAAUAAUACAUUGUACAACUUACAUUUUCAACAAACAAUUAGUCACAUUUACAUUUUAACAUUUAUCUAGCAAGACCCCAGUAAUUGUGGCCUGAGAUCAUAACUGCUUUAACACUGUUUUGCUCAAUAUAACUAACAUCAGUAGUUGAUGGUGGUGCAGGUGGUGGAAUUGGGUCCAGCUCACUUCUCUUUCAUCUCUAAAUCUCCCAUCAUUGUCUCUACCACCACUGCCACUCUUCUGUAGUCAGCCAUAUCUGUCAUGCAGUAUGACAGAAUCCUGAAAAGAAAAAAAUAUAUAUUUAACAAAAUUUUUACUACUCUCUAAAUGUAUUAUCACCAAAUUACAUAAGGUAUGUUGUACAUAACUACACACUGUACUGUUCAUAUAUUGUAUGAGAAUGUACACAUAAAAAUAGUAAAGUAAUAAAUGCAGAGUGUUUGUUGACUGUGAA
Molecule: messenger RNA, 2208 nt
Organism: Zootermopsis nevadensis
Lineage: Eukaryota; Metazoa; Arthropoda; Insecta; Blattodea; Termopsidae
Gene: Rad1
Product: Radiation insensitive 1
Biological process (GO): DNA repair; DNA damage checkpoint signaling
Cellular component (GO): checkpoint clamp complex; nucleus
Source: RefSeq, a predicted model, not a curated record